Asparagus officinalis (garden asparagus) is the source of this 1107-nucleotide messenger RNA. RefSeq lists its product as uncharacterized. Bases 1 to 1107 code for a protein of 368 amino acids. The record is from RefSeq and is a predicted model, not a curated record. NCBI's taxonomy places the organism in Eukaryota, Viridiplantae, Streptophyta, Magnoliopsida, Asparagales, Asparagaceae. The transcript is spliced from 3 exons.
AUGAAUUUUGAUGUUGGAGGUCCAUCAUAUUUAUCAUCAUCUUCAUCUUCGGAUGAUGAUAAUUUUCUGACCAAUAUCAUUGCAGAGAUUGAUGAAACCGAAGAAGUAAUUUGUGAGUACAUCAACAACAACUUGAUCAUCGCUAACAAUUUACGUCAACAAAACUACCAACUGAUCCAUGGUGGCUCGAUUCCUGGUCAUGCCGUGAUCAACCGCGAUCGAGAAACUGCGCAUCAGAAUUUGGUCAUAGAUUACUUUGUCGAUAAUCCACGUUUUGGACAAGAUAUGUUUCGUUGUCGAUAUCGGAUGUCAAGAAGUUUGUUCAUUCGUAUUGUUGAUGCAGUGAAAGAUCAUGACCAUUACUUCCAACAACGAAGUGAUGGACUUGGUAGAAUGGGAUUAUCACCGUUACAAAAAGUAACAGCUGUUUUUCGCAUGUUGGCAUACGGUCUACCAGCUGAUGCUACGGACGAAUACGUUAAAAUAGGUGAGUCAACAGCAAUUGAAAGUAUGAAAAGAUUUUGUCGUGCUAUGGUGGAGAUAUUCGCAGAGCGGUAUCUACGAACACCUAACGCUAACGAUAUUGCUAGGCUACUCUAUAUUGGAAAAAAACGUGGUUUUCCAGGAAUGUUAGGAAGUCUUGAUUGCACCAAUAAUGAUAUCAAUGUGCUGGAGUCAUCUAAUCUUUUCUCUAACCUAGCUCAAGGUAUUGCUCCUCCCGCUCACUAUGUUAUUCAAGGAAAAGAGUAUAAUAUGGGUUAUUAUUUAGCUGAUGGUAUAUAUCCGAAAUGGGCUACUAUUGUACAAACAAUCCAACAGCCACAAGGAUCAGCACGUUUUUUGAAAAAACAUGUAUUACAUAACAUAAUGACUGCAUGUAUUAUUAUGCAUAAUAUGAUAAUCGAGGAUGAACAUGACCUUUAUGCACCAAUUCAAGAAGUGAGGGAAGCACCAACACCAGAAGUUGAUAUGGUAGCAGAUGAAACUAUAAAAUUUACUCAAUUUAUUACACGUUACGGAAAAAUCAAGGAUAAAGAUGCCCAUAUUGCGCUUCGUAAUGCAUUGAUAGAUCAUAUAUGGGAGGAAUACACUAAUUCAGAUAGUUAA